Plasmodium cynomolgi strain B is the source of this 1422-nucleotide messenger RNA. RefSeq lists its product as hypothetical. Gene Ontology annotation, cellular component: plasma membrane. The transcript has 6 exons. The record is from RefSeq and is a predicted model, not a curated record. The coding region runs from base 1 to 1422 and encodes 473 amino acids. Gene Ontology annotation, molecular function: calcium-activated cation channel activity. NCBI's taxonomy places the organism in Eukaryota, Apicomplexa, Aconoidasida, Haemosporida, Plasmodiidae.
AUGUUGUUCUACGAUCUGGAGAAUUUAUCCACGAAGGAAAAUGACAAUAUGGACUUAAAUUACAAAAAAAAAAAAAAUAGAUACAAAUCAGAGUCGAAAUUAAAUAUAUUUCAUAAAUUAUUCUUCUUUUUAAAGAAAAAUAAAAAAAGUCAUUGGAAAAAAAAACUUAAAGAACAUCUGAUUAAAUUUUACUCCAUAAAAAAUGAAACUCCGAAAAAAUCCACAGGGGUGUGCUUCGUAUCAUUUAUCGAUACCAAGUCCGUCCAUGACUGCAUUCAUAACAUCCCCUUCACGGAAAGAAACAAAUGGAUUAUAUCUAAUGCCCCUCCCAAUUAUGACAUAAUAUGGAAGAAUUUAAAAAAUCACAGCUACAAGGUGUGUGCGCGUUUUAUUAUCCUUAAUGCCCUGCUGUUGCUCGCCAACACGAUUAUCAUUUUGACCGUCACGUCCAUUGACAACAUACUGAAGCUCAAGAUUAAGAAGUACCGUGAGGAGGACCCCAGCUCCAGCAACCUCAGCGCCAUUCUCAUAACUUGGCUCUCCCCCUUCAUCGUCAUUUUCGUUAACAGUAUCAUCCAGCCGGCCCUAAUCGCCUGCGUUUCGAUCGCCAUUGGAUUCAUAAGGAAGUCCAGCGAACACACUUACGUGUUGCAGGGGAACUUUAUCUUUUUAAUUUUGAACACGAUUAUUAUUCCCCUCUUGUCCUUGUCUCCGCUCAGUUCGCUGAUAAAGGUUAUGUACUCCGACGAAAUAGGCCAGUGGUCCACCCGCCUGGGUGCCUACCUGUUCAACUCCAGUGGAUUUUUCGCCAUGAGAUAUUUGCUUCACUGCUGCUUUCUGACGUGUGCAAACCAGUUGCUGCAGAUUCCGCAGUUUUCAAUUCGAUCCAUCGUCAAAACGGUGACGAAGAAGGAAACAAGUGCAUGGACUUUUGAUUUUGGUUACUGGUACGGAUUCAACACGACGAUUUUGGCCCUGAUAUUGACCUUUAGUGUGGCUGUCCCUUUCAUCCUCCCGCUCGGUUCGCUCUACUUCUUCCUACGCUACUACAUAGACAAGUACAACCUGAUAUAUGAAAUAUGUCGAACCAAUUUGGACAGCCAUGGAGCUAUCAUAAGAACGGCCAUUAAGUUUAUGCUUUUUUCCGUGGCCUUUUUUCAACUCGUCAUGUUCACCUUCUUCUCGCGGGUGCAGAACAAAUUCAUUUCCGUGGGGAGGAACAUCCUCUUUUUGUCAUCGUCCCUCACAACGCUACUGCUCCUGUGUCGAUCUACGGAAUGGGUAAGCACAAACCACAUAAAGAAGAAGAAAGGGAAAAGGACGUUUUGUUACCUGUGUGAGAAGAACGUCUACGUGAGUAACUUGAAGGACUUGAAUAAGUUGAAGUACGCCUAUGCCAACCCCUACGAAACGAAGCGGUGA